Molecule: messenger RNA, 1243 nt
Organism: Oncorhynchus masou masou (cherry salmon)
Lineage: Eukaryota; Metazoa; Chordata; Actinopteri; Salmoniformes; Salmonidae
Product: N-acyl-aromatic-L-amino acid amidohydrolase (carboxylate-forming) B-like
Exons: 7
Coding region: 105-1187 (360 amino acids)
Cellular component (GO): cytosol
Molecular function (GO): aminoacylase activity; hydrolase activity, acting on ester bonds
Source: RefSeq, a predicted model, not a curated record
GUGUGUUUGGUGAUUUUGUUAUAGGUGAAAGUUCAUAGGUUAAACGUUCACGGUGAGCUUGAGGUGGCCGUACACCUUGCUGCAGACCAGGAAAGGAAGCCAAGAUGGAAGGAAGGGAGGUGGUGUUGCCGACUGUGUCCCGCGUUGCACUGUGUGGUGGUACCCAUGGCAAUGAGCUGUCAGGAGUGUACCUGGUGAGAGAGCGGCUGAAGAGGAAGGUGGAAGAAGAAGACCACAUCUCCGUGGUGACCGUGAUGUCCAACCCGCGUGCUGUCCAGCAGUGUCGGAGAUACACAGAGACAGACCUGAACCGCUGCUUCACCCAUGCCACCCUUAGUGGGCCUGUGACAGACAAAACCCCCUAUGAGAUAGUCCGGUCCCAGGAGCUGAACACCCUGCUAGGUCCUAAAGGUAGUCCAGAGGCCAUGGACCUGGUGUGUGACCUCCACAACACUACCGCUAACAUGGGCCUGUGCCUCAUCGCCUACUCAGACUGUGACUGGAUCUCUCUUCACAUCUACAGAUACCUGCAGAGACAAAUGUCUGACAUACCUGUGAGGUUCAUUCACUUUGACCUUCCCCUCAAUGAAGCAUAUUCCCUCGAUUCUGUAGGCAAACAUGGCUUUGCGAUUGAGAUUGGUCCUCAGGCCCAUGGAGUAGUAAGGUCCAAUAUUUUAUCCACAAUGCAAGAAGGGGUCCAGCACAUGCUAGAAUGGGUUCACCUCUUUAACUCAGGUACCCAAUUUGAAGGAGGAAAAGUGGAUGUGUACACCAUGCUGAAAAAUGUGGACUACCCAAGAGACUUUGAGACCCACGGUAUUACAGCCGCCAUUCAUCCUCAACUCCAGGAUCGGGACUUCUGCCUCCUCCGACCCAAUGACCCUGUGUUCCAGACUUUCUCUGGAGAGACACUAAAGUACAAAGGGACUGAGCCACUCUAUCCAUUCUUCAUUAACGAAUGUGCGUACUAUGAGAAGGGCAUAGCUCUCUCCCUUGCAAGACAGAGGAGUGUGGGGAUACCAUCCAUCCGAUCGGAGAGAGAAGGAGAACAGGGAAAGAGGAAAAGUUCAGCAGAUGAAAUGGAGGAGGAAGAAGAAAAAAAUAAAGGGGAAAUGGAGGGGGAAGGCUAUCAGAAGCUAAUGGAAUAUGGAGAGGAGAGUGAUUCACUAAAUGGACAACACAACUGAGAGCUAAUUUCAAGUUCUUGAUAUGAAUUGUGGAUUUAAAAAAAAAGUUAUGUAAA